Molecule: messenger RNA, 3158 nt
Organism: Ornithodoros turicata
Lineage: Eukaryota; Metazoa; Arthropoda; Arachnida; Ixodida; Argasidae
Product: medium-chain acyl-CoA ligase ACSF2, mitochondrial-like
Exons: 15
Coding region: 1379-3073 (564 amino acids)
Biological process (GO): fatty acid metabolic process
Molecular function (GO): medium-chain fatty acid-CoA ligase activity
Source: RefSeq, a predicted model, not a curated record
CUGUUCCUGUUUUGACAGCGUUUGGGCUGUAUUACGAAUGAUAUGAAGGGUGUUUAUUUUUAUUCGUUGCGGAACUUUUAUUAAAAGAACUAGCAGAGCAAAAUAGAUGCCGUUUUUGCAGUUGAGUUCUGUGGCCAGGCUGACAUCCCCUCGAAGAAAGUAUAUGCAACUACAAGAUGACUAAUUACCUAAAAAUUCAUUAAUUAACCCUUUAUUUAGAGAAUUUCGGGCAAAAGCGGGAGAUCAGAAUGAGAGACCAUUCUAGUUGAAAGCCAUUCCACGUUUAAAAAAUCCUGAAGCACGCACGUGCGUGAAGGUAACCAUCCCCGAAUUUUCAACUGCAAAGACGGUAUCUAUUUUGCUCUGCUAGUUUUUUAAUAAAAAUUAUGUAACAAAAUAACACCCUGUAUAUACGAAAGAGUGAAAAACCACAAUUGAUAACAAAAACUGAUACGACAAAAACCACAACGAGAUGUCCCUGCUAUGUAUGGCGGGACCACGCAAAAACAGUUGCCACGGAAUGACCACCCGAAUUCGCCAUAAAUUAAACGAGAACCUGAUCAGUCGCCGCCGGUUUAUCCGCUUAUACAUCUUCUUGUCACGAACAGAAGUCUUAUAUGUUUCAAACACGUGAACGUAACUUGAUUUAGAGCACUUGAAACGCCAGCCAAAAUGGGCGCUCAAGUGAAUGCUUUUUCAAUGACGUGUACGCCGGAAACCCGAGACAGGGGAAAAGCUAACAGACGGGGUCUGACAGACAUCGCGCCAUAUUGAAUCAGCUACUGUUGCCGCGGCGCAUGCAAACAAAGGAAUCCAGUAAGCAUACAGCAAACAUAACGCCAAAAAUGUUUUGGAACAGUAACACACCGCCAGAACCCAUGAAACCGGGAGAUAUGUGAAAACACAUACACACACACGAAGGAACAGACACGACACGGUCGCCACAUGGGGACGCCGUCUCCGCUGCAUAAACCAGCCUUGACUACAAGCCUGGAUAGGGGCGGACACUGAAAAAAUAUUUAGCCGACGGAAGUAGAGAAGCAACCGAGCAAGUGUUGCAACAGUUUUUGGAACUGUGGCUGCUUUCACGGGCUGGAAAUACACGACGUUCCCUCGGCCGAUUCAAUAUGGCUGCCUCCGAGCGCAUACAUUGAGAGAGGGGAGAGCCCCGUCAAGUGCUUUGCUCUCCUCCGAUCCUCCUCCCCAGCUUUCCUUCCAGCCUCUCUCCGUAAGAUUUCUAUGUUGUCAUUAUGAACCAGCUAGUCUUUCCCUUUCUACCCCUUUCCCUGUUAUCGAUAACGCUGUAGGGGCCGGCGUGCGCAAUCAUUAUCAUCCGCUGGCAACUUGUCAGAGCAGUAAUCGCUGCUGGGGAGCCAGCAUGUCUUUCGCCGCUAACCGAUGGGCUCGCGUAGGAUUCCGAUGGAGACGAUUGCAGCUCGUACGAAGACAGCUCAGCUACUACCACCAUCAUCAACCGGCGGCUCCGCUUAUACCCCUGACAGUGGCAGAUGCCGUCGACCGGGCAGCAGCUACUCACGGUGAUAACAUCGCCGUCACGUCAUGUCAUCAAGGCUUAAGAAAGACCUACGCGCAAUACAAAAAUGAUAUUGACCACCUGGCAGCUGGCCUGGUUUCUCUUGGCCUGCCCCCUUGCUCCACGGUUGGAAUCAUCAUGACCAACAUGUACGAAUGGGCACUCGUACAGUUUGCCGCAGCAAAAGCUGGGCUUGUACUGGUGAAUAUCAACACAGCGUGCAAGACGCCGGAAUUUGAGUACUGCCUGAGUAAUGUGUGGUGGUAUACGCUGCCUGUACUGUCAAAUUGCCUAACGCGCUUGUGCUGUUUGCAGAUGGACUGCCGAGCCCUCGUUAUGUCCGACAAGUUUGCAAGACAAGACUACUAUCGCAUGCUUCUCGAAAUAGCUACGGAACUGGAAAGGUCCACACCUGGAGAGCUCAAGAGUUCGAGACUGCCGCUUCUGAAGCAUGUGAUCACGGUGAGCGACAAAAGCAUGCCAGGGACUCACUCGUACGCAGACCUCCUCGACUCCGUGACGAGAGAGCACCGUGAGGAGAUGCACACAAUCUGCUCUCGAAUGCAGUUCGACGCACCGGUCAACGUCCAGUUUACCUCGGGCACAACCGGAAAGCCCAAGGGUGUGACCCUCUCUCACUUCAAUAUCCUCAAUAAUGCCUACACAGUUGGACACAUCAUGGGAUACCACAAACAGCACGACUCCAUCUGCUUGAACGUGCCCAUGGUCCAUUGCUUCGGCUGCGUCCUGGGUACAACGUGUGCGAUGCUCUUCGGCUCCACGGUCGUCAUGCCGGCUCCCAGUUUCAACGGUGCAGCUGCAUUGAAAGCUAUUGCUGCAGAAAGGUGCUCAACGGUGUAUGGAACGCCGACAAUGUUUAUUGAUAUGAUCAGCGGUCUGGACACGCCUGGUACUCACCAUGAUGUUUCGUCCGUUUCGAAAGGUAUCAUGGGCGGAGCUCAGUGUCCACCGGAAGUCCUUAAAGGCGCAAUGUUCAAACUAAACGCAAGACAGUUGCACGUGUGUUACUUUCUGAUCGGUUACGGCAGUACGGAAUGCAGUCCCGUAAUUACUUUCUCGGACCCCAGUGAGCCGCUGGAGAAGUGGAUACACACUGUUGGCAAGCCAAUUGAUCACGUGGAGGUAAAGGUUGUGGACAAGGAGGACCGCAUAGUACCGUUCAACACUAAAGGAGAACUGUGUGCCAGGGGCUACCUUGUCUUUCGCGGUUAUUACGGGAAUGAGCAGAAGACGCGAGAAGUAGUCAGGAGCAACUGGUACCAUACUGGUGACGAGGCAACGAUGGCAGAAGAUGGUCACGUGACAAUCUGUGGACGUAUCAAGGACAUGAUUAUCCGCGGAGGCGAAAACAUUUAUCCGCAAGAGAUUGAGGAGGUCCUCUACACCCAUCCAUGUAUUGAAGAGGUGCACGUCUGUGGCGUUCCGGAUGACCGGCUCGGCGAAGAAGUCUGUGCGUGGGUAAAAGGGAAAAGUGAGAAGAGCAUGGAAGAAGAGGAUGCUACUGCAGAGAAAAAUUAAGCCACUUUAAGGUUCCCAAGCACGUCAUGUUUGUCAGAGGAUUUCCCAAGACUGUGUCUGGCAAGGUUCAGAAGUCCAAAAUGCG